Papilio polytes (common Mormon) is the source of this 2289-nucleotide messenger RNA. It is a transcript of the gene Nipsnap, whose product is annotated as protein NipSnap. The coding region runs from base 137 to 961 and encodes 274 amino acids. Lineage: Eukaryota; Metazoa; Arthropoda; Insecta; Lepidoptera; Papilionidae. Gene Ontology annotation, cellular component: mitochondrion. The transcript has 6 exons. The record is from RefSeq and is a predicted model, not a curated record.
ACCGAAAUCUAUUUUCAAGAUAACCUUCAAGUGAUUUUGUCAAAUGAAUUGAUAACAAGCAAGUAUCAGCCGCCUCGUAACAAUUGGUUGUUAAAACUUAUUCAUUCUAUUUAUUCGACCUAUUAUUAUAAUCAAAAUGAAGUCUAUAAACAAAAUUAUAAAUAUUUGUUCGACUCUUCCAAAAAAUACAAGGUUGAUUUCGACAACAAGUAGUAAUUUAAACGCCGAUGAUGGGUGGUUUUCGAAGUUGCUGGUACGAAGGAUAGAACCGACUAAAGAAUCACACAGUCGUAUGCUUAGCGACAAGGAGAUUGUAUACGCACUCCAUACUCAUAAUAUCCGACCCGACUCCGUCGAUAAAUACUUGAAAAAUUAUAAAACAUCAGUAGCAUUUGUGGAAUCAAGGAAAGCGGAUCUUGGCUGUGAGCUUGUUGGAUCAUGGACUGUGUCAGUUGGAGAUAUGGAUCAAGCAUUGCAUCUAUGGCGUUACGUCGGUGGUUUCGAGAAAAUAGACAAGGCUAAGAUUUUAUUUAAAGAAAAUGCAGAUUAUCGUGCACUGGAGAAGGAGCGCGGCAACUUUGUGCGUUCUCGGCACUUGCAGUACUUGCUUGCAUUUAGUUUUUGGCCAAAUGGUGAACCGAGGCAGCCUAACAACAUCUAUGAGAUCAGAUCAUACAGUUUGAAGCCGGGCACAAUGAUAGAGUGGGGCAACAACUGGGCUCGCGGGCUGACGUACCGCCGCUCGCAGAACGAGGCCUUCGCCGGAUACUUCUCGCAGAUCGGACGACUCUACAAUGUUCAUCAUAUUUGGUGUUAUAAGGAUUUGCAAGCCCGACGUGAGACUCGUGAGAGUACAUGGCGCAACCCGGGCUGGGAUGAAUGUGUCGCCUACACCGUGCCUCUCAUACGGGAGAUGCAUUGCCGCAUCCUCGAGCCCACGGAGUUCUCUCCCACGCAGUAAACCACCAAUGUAACAGUUGGAUAUUAACCCUUUGCAUACAUAUCUUAAAUGUGAUAAUUGGUAUUGCAACCUUAGACCGAAGCGGACUGAAGUUUUGAUAUAGAGGUAUUUUAUUUACAUUUUACAAAAUUCUUGUAUUAUUUUCUAUUUUAUUUCAUCUAAUAGUAUUUAAAUUACUCAAAAAUUUACAAUUAUGUUCUAGAUAUCUGUGUAGUCAUUUAACAUCGGAAAAACUGAUUUUUUCAAUACAAAUAGAAGCAAUGUCUGCAGUAACAUUUUAUUGUUUGCAAAGGGUUAAUAAUCACAACUAUUACUAUAUCUAUUUGAAAGUCACAUUGAUUAUUGAAAAAGUCCAAUGUCCGUGAAGAUUAAUUGAAGCCAAUAACGAUUUCACGUUGUUACAAAUGUAUCUAGAAAUAGUCGAGUAAAUAAAAUACAAAGCAAGUGCCUAGAUUUAGUGUUCUAGAACUACCGUCCUGUUGACUACAUGACUAAAAUUAUAUUAAAAAUCUUAUACUAAAGGUACAUAUGUAAUUCUUCUUCAAUUACUAUUUUUACUUGUUUCAGCUAUAUUUUUAAUGUAUUAAAAAUAAUAGUGGAAAUUUAAUCGUUUGUGUCUGAUAAAUGACUUGAAAAUUAAGUUACCCCUGUAAUCUUUAGUUUUAUAUUGACUCCUAAGCAACAGCAGAUCCAGGGGGGGUCAUGACAUCAUGACCCCCCCUAAGCUGAUUGGACAGGAGCUUGAGAAAAUGUAUUUACAUAUUUUGUCAAGCUCUUGACCGCGACUGUGGACCCCCCCCCCACCCCUGACGCCAAAGCUAGCUCCGCCCUUGCUCCUAAGUUAAUCUGUGUUGAAAUCAGUAAAUGUAGACCAUAAUCAUCACAACAAUACGUAUUCUCAAUUAUUUGUCUAAAUAACUAGUGAAAUCGUUACUGGUGUUGCAUAGUAUUGCUAAAAAUGUCAAAAACUGUCAAUAUGGCGUCUAAUGUACAAAACUAACAAAGGUGCAUUUUAUAACAUCAUAGUUUGUGUUUUUAAAUUUCGUUCUAUUUGUUUAUUGAGCAAUCAUGCAGCUCUUAGAAUAUUAGCAAUUUCAAUUUAGAUCCAUUUAAAUUUCUUUUUAGCAUUUAAGUAUAAUGAAAUUUAUAAUGUAUUUAAAAUAUAUGAAAGAAAACUAACCGGUAUAUAUUUUAUAUUCUUAUUUAGCGCAUGCUAUGUAGUUAUUAAGAUGAUCGUUUAAAUAUUAACUAUAUGUUAUUUUUUGUACGAACUAUUUGCGAAUCAUUAUCAUGUUCUGUUGAAAUAAGUAGAUUUUUCAAACAGUUAA